CCCAAUCAAUUCAUCAUGUUCCAGUCUCCCCUUCUCAUUCUGCUAGUGUUGUGGUGCACAGGUUCAUAUUCUCAGCCUGUGCUGACUCAGCCAUCAUCAGCAUCGGUGUCACCAGGGAACACAACAAAACUCCCCUGUGUCAUGAGCAGCGGAUCCAGCAUCAGUGUCUAUGGUGUAUACUGGUACCAGCAGAAACCUGGGAAUCCUCCAAGAUACCUCUUAUAUUAUGAUUCUGAUUCCAGCAAGCACCAGGGCUCGGGGGUCCCUUCUCGUUUCUCUGCUUCCAAAGACACAUCUUCAAACACGUGCCAUUUAACCAUCAUGGGAGCCCAGGAAGAAGAUGAGACUGAUUAUUACUGUGCUGUAGCUUAUAGCAGUGGUAGCAGCUGGAGGUAA
This is a messenger RNA of Gekko japonicus, 396 nucleotides long. Its product is annotated as immunoglobulin omega chain-like. The transcript is spliced from 2 exons. The record is from RefSeq and is a predicted model, not a curated record. Gene Ontology annotation, biological process: immune response; immunoglobulin production. NCBI's taxonomy places the organism in Eukaryota, Metazoa, Chordata, Lepidosauria, Squamata, Gekkonidae. The coding region runs from base 16 to 396 and encodes 126 amino acids.